Molecule: messenger RNA, 1737 nt
Organism: Gambusia affinis (western mosquitofish)
Lineage: Eukaryota; Metazoa; Chordata; Actinopteri; Cyprinodontiformes; Poeciliidae
Product: mucin-5AC-like
Exons: 5
Coding region: 74-1102 (342 amino acids)
Source: RefSeq, a predicted model, not a curated record
UCUGCUUCAGAUUCACACUUACAAAGUUCAAACUUGCUAACUGUUGACUUCAGCUCUGGGCAUCACUGCUAUUAUGAAGAUGAGACAUCUUUUUCCAGCGGUUUUUCUUGGACUUCUUACCGUGAUGCACUCCUCACCGAUUGACUCUAUGACCCAGACUCCUGCCAGGCCAGAGGAGGACGUUCUAGAAGAGGCCAUGACUGAUGGGUUCCUUGUUGAACACUUUUCUGGCCCCUCAUUCACAACUGAGCCACCCAAAAUAAACACAACAGUUCAGACAUCCCAGCAGCCAUCUUUGGAAAUCUUAUCUGAGGGCAGCGGUUUCUACCCUACUUCUACAACUGAAUCACACGAAACGACCACCACCAACUUGCAGACAUUCUUUGUUGACCCAACCGAGGGCAGUGGUUUCCUCGGGACAUCUACUUCACCAACAACCGAAACACCUGAAAUCACUAGAACUAUUUCUCCAUCUCCACAAGUGACCUUUGAAACCCCAGUUGAGGGAAGUAGCUUCACUGAAUUCCCUACAACAGAAUCAUCUACAACGAUUCAACAGACGAGCACAGAUUUCCUAGCAGAUGGUAAUGGGGACAGUUCAUUUUUCAGUUUAGAUCCCAUGACAACAUCUCCGAGUGCUUCAACUGAAUCAACCCAUACCUCCACAGAGGAGUUUGUGGAAUUGCCAUCCAUAGAAGAUCCUCUAAUGUCACUAGGCAGAAGCUUUAGCAGAGGAUUGGGAGCAAAUCAAGAGGAGGUCUUUACCGAUGGAGUUUCAACAAAACAAGUUCAUCACCCCCUUGAAUCAACAGAAAAUGGAGGCAUGCACAAAGGACACAACACACCUGAUUGGAUGAUCAUCCUUGGAUUUCUAGUUGGUCUGGCUGCACUUGUAGCUCUUUGCGCUGCCAUUGCUACCAGAGACAAAUGGAAUGGUCCACAGCAGACAUCUGAGACAUCUGAGAAAAAAACUAAUGCUUCGAACCAGAAGAGGGAGCUGGAGAUGCAGACUUUCCUGCACAAAGAAGAGCCCAAAGAGAAUGGAAUGGAAACUGAGUACACGGUCAUUCCACUGGACGAUUUUGCUGACCAUCAUUCAUAAGACUGAGUUUGAGAGACCGACCCUAUGCAGACUCAGCUGUUAAUCAUAAAACUGUUUCUAAAAGAAUAUAAUAUUUGAACAAAGGAACAAAACUUGACAGAAUAUUUUUUUUUAUCUGGCAGUCAAAAUUGUGCUCCAUUUUUCUUUUUUCGUAUUUUUUAAAGAUGCCUUUCAAAAGCUUUAACGAGACCUGCACUUGAAAUGUAAAAAAAAAUGGCUGAGAUAUUUAUUGCCAUGAUCAACUUUUUUUAUUACUUGUAAGAUAGACAACCGUUCAUGUGUGGUGCACAAAUAUAUUUCAUUCAACAAGGAAAGAUUUUAGAAUGUAUAUUAUCUUUUCCUCAUUUUUUUAACUUUCUUACAAUUGUAUUUUUUAAAAUGUGUAUUUGUCUUAAUAUUAUUUGAGUCUUGAAAGUUGUAUUAUUGAAUAAGUUAACGUGAGUUCUAAAUUAUAUGAAACUGCUUUGCUGCUUUCUUUUUUUCCUUUUUGCAAGCUGGGAGCAUUGUACAGGACUCAACCUGCUUACUCCACUGCUCUUCCUUCUCCCACACAGCACUUCAAAGAUUGUGAAAUGCACUUGCAGAAUAUUCAUUGCAUCCCACGUCAAACAGGAAAUAAACACAACAGAAACACA